CCUCCUCUUCCAGCUGUUUGUGUUCACUUCCUGGUCAGCUGAUAUCAGACGGAGCAGAGACGAGAGGACAGCUACAGUAGCAUCCAGAAUGACAAUCCUGUCCGUUUAAAAUGAAAGUGACAAAACUCUAAAACCACCUGGAACCCUCAAACACCUGGAUUAACACCUGAGAGACUGUGUGUGUUUGUGUUUACCAGCAUCGAGCUCCGGAACCUGAGAGGAAACAGCAGAGCGAGCCCUGUCCCCCUGCUUCUCUUCACCUCUGUUUACUGGAAAGCUCCUCUCCUCUCCUGGCUACUGAAAGGCCUUUUUCCAUAUCGCAGUGCCAGAAACGGACGCUGCUGAGAAAUCCACAGUGUCAAGACUGAACUGGAUUCAAUGAGGGAGCCAGAUCGGGAGGAGCAACCUGAAGACAACAUGCCCCCCAAGUUUAAACGACACCUCAAUGACGACGAAGUCACGGGAUCCAUUCGCAGCGAGAGGAGGAACCUACUGGAGGAGGACUCCGAUGAGGAGGAAGACUUCUUUCUGAGAGGACCAACAGGACCCAGAUUUGGACCGCAGAAUGACAAAUUCAAGCAGGUGCAGUCGCAGGUUGACGAGGUGAUCGAUGUGAUGCAGGAGAACAUCUCCAAGGUGAUAGAGAGGGGCGAGCGGCUCGACGACCUGCAGGACAAGUCGGAGAGCCUAUCGGACAACGCGUCUGCCUUCAGUAGCCGAGCCAAACAGCUGCACAGGAGGAUGUGGUGGAGAGACAUGAAGAUGAAGAUGAUUAUUGCCCUGGUGGUUGUUGCUCUCCUGCUCAUUAUCAUCAUUCCAGUGAUCCUGCGAUAUCGCUAGUGUCAACCCUCCUCUUCCUCUCUCUCUCUCUAUCUUUCUCUCCUUUGCACACAGUCCUCCACUCCAGCUAGGGGGCGCCAGCCAGCCUCCCACACCCUCCCCCCACUGUCGAUCUGUGUUCCCUCAAGGAUCUGGCCUCAACGUGCCCUUAGUACAGAUCUUAUCAUUGGUAUUAUUCCACAUAAAUCUGCGGUGAGAUCAGUACUAAGGCUCACGGUUUCAUCCCUGGUUUGAAACUAAGCUACAGAAAGGGGUCAUAGGAGACUUGUGGGGAUAUUUUAAUGCAGUCUGGGAGAAACCGCUGACUCUCAGCCCUCUAGUCAAUGUGAAGGAGAAAUGCUCCAUGCCAUGAUACAUAUCAUGUGUAGAGUCCCGUCUUUGCCUUGACAACAGGGAAACUCCAGGUCCUGCAUCAUAUAGAUAGAUACUGUCAAAGGCAGGGAAUCCAACGCCAACUCUCUCCUCUCUUAGUCUGAAUCUGCUGCAGCGGCCUCGUAUAAAAGGGGCCUUUAACAUUUAGCGAAUGAACCUCAGAUGUCUACCCAUGAUUCCUUGCGUGCUGUCUUCUGAGAGCGUUUAUAGGGAACAUUUUGUGAACACAAGCACAUUUCACCGUUGGACACAAGGCGAGGGAACAUCUGAGGUUCAUCUGCGUAGACAAACGUGUGGCUUCUUUUAAUCAUUCUGACAGGAAAGUGGUUUCACAUAUCAGGUAUGUUUCCUCAUCGGUACAGAUGAUUGGGAGAAGGGUCUAGAAGGGAGGCAACAUCCUGCUCUCUGCACAUUAUUCUACUCCAUAAAUCACCGCUUCCAAACAUCCAGGUUAUGAAUGUCUCCGCGGCCCUCUGCGCUCUAAACCGCUCACCUUCCUAUUGGGUUUUUGUGCCAAGCUCUGGGUCGGUUUGGUCACGGCUGUCCUGCUUUUCCUGCUCGUGACAUUAAACCGUCUCUGCAGAUGGUUCUGUUUAGGUUUAAUACGGCUUCUGUCUUUUGUUUCCCCCCACUAUUUCUUAAUUCCGCUGGUGGCUCAAUGUGAUGCUUGUAUGGAUGCUGGUUAUUCCCGUCGUCGCCACAGAAGAGGCAGUCUGUCUCUCCGCACUGUUACUUUUAAGCAGGGGUCAUUUUUAAGUGAUGCAAGUUAAAAGUUGAGCCGUGAAACGAAACUUAGGUGUCAUUGUGUCUGGAUUAAUGAACUGUAUAAUAUAAUUGAAACUCUACAUUGUCAUUUUAUUAUUUUGAAUGUAAUUUAUUUUAGCUGUAAAUAUUGAUUCUGUAAUGAUGUACAAUACUCUUGGCAUUGCAUUGGAAGACUGUGAUAUACUGAUCCUUUUUUGCUCUGGAAUAAAGUGAUUUUAAAGGGCA
Molecule: messenger RNA, 2202 nt
Organism: Sebastes umbrosus (honeycomb rockfish)
Lineage: Eukaryota; Metazoa; Chordata; Actinopteri; Perciformes; Sebastidae
Gene: vamp4
Product: vesicle-associated membrane protein 4
Exons: 9
Coding region: 379-840 (153 amino acids)
Biological process (GO): Golgi ribbon formation; vesicle-mediated transport
Cellular component (GO): membrane
Source: RefSeq, a predicted model, not a curated record